This is a messenger RNA of Sphenostylis stenocarpa, 237 nucleotides long. The record is from the annotation of a GenBank genome assembly. Lineage: Eukaryota; Viridiplantae; Streptophyta; Magnoliopsida; Fabales; Fabaceae.
AUGGUGGAUCAGGGUGUAUGCGAUUUCUCGGGUUCCAUUGUUGUUAGAGUGGACGCGGAAAUUUUUUGUUUCCUCUUGGCUAAUUCAUUUGUCAACCUCACUAAGUGGUUUCAGUUGUCUUCACCUCCCUCAGAGGCCACUAAAGAUUUAGUUGCGGAGGGAAAUGACAGAGGCCGCGUGGGCUUUUUCUUGGAUCAAGGCGUACAGUAUAUAGGAAGCGGUUUAAUCACUGUUUAG